This is a messenger RNA of Trichoderma atroviride IMI 206040, 1980 nucleotides long. The record is from RefSeq and is a predicted model, not a curated record. Lineage: Eukaryota; Fungi; Ascomycota; Sordariomycetes; Hypocreales; Hypocreaceae.
AUGGAAGGGAAACAAUAUCCAGGAGAGAGUGGUUCCUUGUAUGAGUUCCAUUAUAAGCCUACAAAGUACUCCAUCAUAAAGGGCGGCCAAGUACAUGUGGCCCUACCGCCUAUCAUGGGCUUGGAACGGAGAGAAACUAGCGACAAACAAGUCACCACAAUUGCUGCUACCUUUAUCGAAUCCAAAGCCGAAGAGAUUCAUGGAGGGUUUGGAGGCUCCUCAGAGUUCGACCCAGAGCGUUCCCAAUUUGUGCCGUUUCAACCAUAUGUUUACUUUCAAACGGCUCUAGGUAUCAACCGCGAUGAGGAAACAUGGGAUAGCUUAUGCGAAAAGAUCACGGACACGAAAGCAAAAUAUAACGAUAGUAAGAGUGGGAUUUGGCAUACCAUAUGGUACAAAAUGGGUGGCUAUAAAGACACCCUUGACGGAUGGACUGCCCUCAUACCAGAUCAAUAUGGACUUGCUGUCGUCAAGACGGGCAUCGCUGUGAUUUUCAAGCUUGCGGAACACUCAACUAAGAGGCGAAACCUCAUCUUGAAGACCUUUGAGGGGUUACGGGAUAGUUUGACAGCAGCUAGGCAUAAACAGGAGAGCUUUCGAUCCCACAAAAAUGUUCGAGAAUGUGCAGAUCGUCUCUAUCAGGCUAUCGUCGACUCCAUCGAAGACAUGAUACUAUUGACGUCUAAAAAGGACCCCAGAUUUUUUCGAUUCAUUUCUAAACCAAAAAAUAACCUGCCACCUCCUGAUGCUGAAGAGAUCUUGAAGAAAGUGGCCACAAGUAGCAAAGAAUUUGAGGAUGCCAUCGGGCUAGCUCGAGACCAAACCAUCGAAAAUACCCAAGCAGUAGCUUACUAUACCGGCACGAAAAUUACCUUGGUCCAUCGUGAUGUCAGCGCCACGAUGCGCAACACCGAACUUCUCUCCGGAAAGAUUGACAGUUACGCGACCGAAAUGGAUUCUAGAAUGCUUGAGCUUCGCCGUUUCAUUUCCGAGGCGUCAAAAACACAACAAAAGCUCGCCGAGAACGCAAUGGAGCAACAGCACAAUCAGCUGGACAAUAGAAAUCUACUUUUACAACUUAUCGAAGAAAUGGUCAGCGAGAGCCGACUAUUUGACAUUUUAUUUCCUCCCGACCCAAAACUACUCGUCCAACAAUCAAACCGCGACUUGGAACGAGCGUUUCUGCAAAGAGCUGCGAUCAAGGCACCCACUCAAGGUCAAGUCCAGUCGCUACUGAGACAUCACCGGUUCCUCCGCUGGUUAAAUCAGCAUGGCCCUGACCUGGUGCUCGUGGACGCCAACAUCCGCUUGCCUGGUCUCAACAAGCUAUCAGCCGUAUCGGUCUUUUGUGCAACUUUCGUCGCCAGCAUCAUCAAAGUCCAACCUAGUGAGGUGGUGAUACAGUUCUUCUGUGGGCUGCACGAUAUGCCCAGAGAUCCUUUAUUUGGCCCCAACGGCCUUGUUCGUUCCAUGAUCUUGCAGCUUCUGAUGAAGCUGAUCAACAUGAAGAUCUUGGAUUUGAACUUUAUCAACGACCGAGACUAUCUGAUGGCGCUCGAGGAGCACAACCUGCAUAGUCUUUGCGACACUCUUGAUUUCUUAGUGAACCAGUUUCCGCCUGAUACAACCGUUUAUUGCAUCAUCGACUCCAUCUGGUGUUUUGAUAAAGAAAGGUUUUUUAAAGACUUUGAGUUUGUCAUGCAGCAUCUGCACAGACUUGUCAAUAGCAAACAACUAAUCCCCAAUUUCAAGGUGCUAUUGGCAAACCCAAUGCAAAGCACAAGAAGAGUCAAGGGGAUGUCGAUCUUUCGCAAUGAUCCAUCAAGCAUCAUUACUUUAUCGCCCAAUAACUUGAUUCCGCUGGAAAUAUCCAGCAGGGUUAUUGAGGGUUACCUUUUACGGCCGUCGACUCCAACGCCUCCUAUGCGAAAGUGGGAGGUAGAUAGCGAUCAGGAUGGUGAAGGGUGGAAUACUGAAUAA